AUGUACUGAUAUAACACCAUAUCCCAAAUCUAAAUAUAAAGAAGAAUUUUGGAGUCGAUCAAAAGAUCCAACUACUGACAAAGCUAACUUGAAAAUGUUAUAUGAACUUAGAGAUUCAAAAAGCUCAGAAAAUGCAGAAAACUCAGAAGAUUUAGAAGAAAGCAUAUUCUGGAAUAGUUUUCAAAAUGCUUUGAUAGUUAAUAAACAUGGUCAAAAUGAAAAAACACGAAUUUUAUCUAUUAUAGCAGAUCAAUUUAUCUAUAAACAACUUCGAAAAAAACUUCAAGUUAGUUCAAAACUAAAAUAA
Molecule: messenger RNA, 307 nt
Organism: Racocetra persica
Lineage: Eukaryota; Fungi; Glomeromycota; Glomeromycetes; Diversisporales; Gigasporaceae
Source: the annotation of a GenBank genome assembly